This is a messenger RNA of Striga hermonthica, 708 nucleotides long. The record is from the annotation of a GenBank genome assembly. Lineage: Eukaryota; Viridiplantae; Streptophyta; Magnoliopsida; Lamiales; Orobanchaceae.
AUGGAGCGGAAGAAUCGGGAGAAGGAGAUGGCCUCAGUUCUGUUAUCCUCCUUAUGCUUCCCCUCGGAAGAUGUGGUCACGGGCUUCGUAAUGCUAGUCGAGUCGGCCGAGGGCACGACUCUCGACAUCCCGGUGGCAGACGAGGACUUAGCCAUGUUCCUAGCGAGGGCAGUCGUGGAUGAGGUCUUGACCCCAUACGAGCUGGAAGAAAUUGGGUGCAACUUCCCAAGCCACAGCAGGGUCGUGGGGACGGCCGUGAGCCUUCUGAGGGCCCGGCUGUCGAGGGAGAGGAUACUGAGGUGCUGGGGGUGUAAUAACGGGGGGUCGGUGGAGGACGUGAAGGAGAAAAUCGGGAAGCUGCUGGUGGAGUAUGGGGCGGGAGGGAAUGUUGGGGAGGUGUGCAGGUGUAUAAAGGAGCUGGGGAUGCCGUUUUUCCACCACGAGGUGGUGAAGAGGUGUGUGGUGAUGGUGAUGGAGAGGCGGAAGGAGAGGAUGUGGGGGCUGCUCAGGGAGUGCUUUGGAAUACAGCUCAUUACGAUGGGGCAGAUGGGAAAAAGGUUCGCGCGGGUGGCCGAGGCCAUCGAUGACCUGGCACUCGACGUGCCGGAUGUGAAGAGGCAGUUGGAGGGGUGGGUUAGGAGGGCGAGGGACGAGGGGUGGCUCGAUGGGUCGUUCGCUUUCGGGUCUAACAGGGUUUCGGAGGUCUGA